CUGUGGUUGUGUUUCAGGUCUGCUCGUGUUGAUAACGACACACUUCGGACGCAUUUCAUCGCGGAGAGAUGGGAAUUCAGAAGAAAUGGCUCUAAAACAAAUUGCCCCAACGCUGCUGGCCCUGUUCGGCUUGGUGGCUGUCGCUGAUGCUCUGCGUUGUAACUGUACAAACUGUGAGAAGACAGGCUAUGAGUGUGAGACAGAUGGCGCCUGCAUGGCCUCCACGUACUACAUCCAGGGGAAGGAGCAACACGUACGCAUCUGUAUCAACCGGGACAACCUGGUUCCCCCUGGACAACCCUUCUACUGUCUGAGUGCUGAAGGCCUGCUCAACACACAUUGCUGCUAUGUAGAUUACUGCAACAGUAUUGACCUGAAGGUCCCUGUUCCAACAACGGAGGGGGACUGGUCAGGCUCAGGAAGCUCCUGGGGGCCAGUGGAGCUGGUGGCGGUCAUCGCAGGACCAGUGUUCCUGCUCUGCGUCCUGCUGAUGGUUGGUGUUUUCCUGUUCCAGUAUCAUCAGAGGGCUUACAGCCACAGGCAGAGGUUGGAGGUUGAGGACCCAUCCUGUGACCAUCUGUACCUGGCCAAGGACAAGACCCUGCAGGACCUCAUCUACGACAUGUCCACCUCUGGAUCGGGCUCUGGUUUGCCGCUGUUUGUGCAGCGAACAGUAGCCAGGACAAUUGUUCUGCAGGAGAUAAUAGGAAAGGGUCGUUUCGGUGAAGUCUGGCGAGGAAAGUGGAGGGGAGGAGAUGUGGCGGUGAAGAUCUUCUCAUCCAGAGAGGAGCGCUCCUGGUUCCGAGAGGCUGAGAUCUACCAGACAAUCAUGCUGCGUCAUGAAAACAUCCUCGGAUUCAUUGCAGCGGACAAUAAAGACAAUGGCACAUGGACUCAGCUGUGGCUGGUGUCAGACUAUCAUGAGCAUGGCUCCCUUUUUGACUACCUGAACCGUUACUCCGUCACCAUUGAGGGCAUGAUCAAACUGGCCCUGUCAGCUGCUAGUGGACUGGCACACCUUCACAUGGAGAUCCUCGGCACUCAAGGUAAGCCUGGCAUUGCUCAUCGUGACCUCAAGUCUAAAAAUAUCUUGGUUAAGAAGAACGGCAUGUGUGCCAUAGCUGACCUCGGCCUGGCAGUCCGCCAUGAGUCCAUCACAGACACAAUCGAUAUAGCACCUAACCAGCGCGUGGGCACUAAGAGGUAUAUGGCUCCAGAAGUCCUGGACGAAACCAUCAACAUGAAACACUUUGAUUCUUUCAAGUGUGCUGACAUCUACGCGCUGGGCCUGGUGUAUUGGGAGAUUGCGCGUCGCUGCAAUGCAGGAGGUAUCCAUGAGGAGUACCAGCUGCCCUACUACGACCUCGUGCCCUCUGACCCUUCUAUAGAGGAGAUGAGGAAGGUGGUGUGCGACCAGAAACUGAGGCCCAACGUGCCCAACUGGUGGCAGAGCUACGAGUCACUACGUGUGAUGGGGAAGAUCAUGAGGGAGUGCUGGUACGCCAACGGAGCAGCCAGGCUGACGGCCCUGCGCAUAAAGAAAACUCUGUCUCAGCUCAGCGUGGAGGAGGACGUCAAGAUGUGAGCGGCCAGGCGGUGACGAGGCGCUCUGGAGACGCACAACUAGACCACACUCCCAUAGGAAACAAACACUAAAGACAGACUGCAAAUGAAAACCCUGCCAGUUUUAAAGCCACACUCCAAGUUGUGACAAGGCCUACCUCACCUUUUUAGCCAAAACUACUGAGAAUCACCCUCCCCUAUCGACCGUCCUCCCCUCCUCCUAUCUCCCCUUUUGUUCCUCGUGUCUCCUUCCCGUCCCCUUCGACCCGUCCCCUUCGACCCCCCCCCCCCCCCUUCUCCAUGGGCCACAACACUACAGCACUACCACUGUUAAUAUCAUCACACUCAACUUUUUUUUUUUUUUUCAUUUCCCAUGGCAGGAAAAACUAUUGUACAGUGACGGGAUUUUUUUGUUCGUUUGAUCUUUUUUACCUCUCUGAAAUUGUCCCAUGACCGACUAACCUUGUCCAGAAGAGUCAAGCAUGUUGUGGGUUUCAAGUUCAAGAAUAAUAACACUUAACUUCUGUUGGCCAUGCAACUACACAUGCUGUCGCUGUGAGUGUGUGAGGGAGGGGGUGAGAGGCUGAAGCACUGUUUUUAAUCAUGUGUAAAAUGUGUCUGGACUACUAGCAUGUCUCAAAGACACAAAGAUGUCCUCUGGUAUAGUCUGUAGUUCAUUAGACGAAAUCCGUUAUUGGACAUUUGGUAAUUUAGCAUCAACAGCCAGAUUGUGCUUUUUAAUCCCUCAUUUAAAUAUCCUACAAACAACUGUAGCUUCCUCAUCACGUGCGAGACCUCUUAGGUUUGGCACAAUAGAUGCGAUCCACUCCUGGUGUUAGUUUGAAACGUGGCAGGGAUAAUGUUUGGGAUGGUUUUUAAUUUUAAUUUAUUUGUUGAUAGUUUUAAUUUCAUGUUGAUGAACACUGUGAGAUGAGACGUGACAAGCCAGAGUCUUGGUAGGAAAAAUUAAUGUAGUUCAGUCCAAGUCUUCACCAUGGUUCAGAUUCAGGCGUCGCUGCGUUCAUUUAAUAAGAUACUCAGUUAAAAUAUGGAUGUAGCCAUAACCCCUGUUGGUGACAGGCGAUGACAUCAUGCACACUGAGCAAAUAAGAGGCGUAUGAAAUGGCAAUGAAAAAUACUGUUUUUCUUUUGUUUUUUAAAUGUAUUUUUGUGUUUUGUGUAAAGACAUAACGAUCGGUGUUUUCUUUUGACUUUGACAUUAGACACUACUGAUGAUGGGUACAUAUGAUUUGUAUAUAAAACAUGCUUCUUUUUUUUCCUUUUUAUGCCACAAGCUCCCGUGUGACAUCUGAACAGUGGAUUUGAAAAAAAAAAUGUUUUUGCUUGAAUGGUACUUUAAAAUCUGUUUGCAUGGUUUCUGACUGUGCCAGGAAAUAAGACUGUCAUGGCAUCUGCUGGAUUUGUUUUUCACUCGCUCCUCUCAUGGCAGUUUGGUGGUACUACUGAUCCCAGAUCAUUUUGCUGCAACUUCUGUUUUUUUAAUUUGUUGGAGUUGCUUGUUGAGCUCUUUUUCAGUGCUCAGUAAUGCAGGUCUGUUUCUACAUAAUGUCCUCUGGGGUGACAUCUCCUUCUCAUUGACACUGGAAUAUUUUAGGAGUGUUAACCUUGAAUUCUGAUACUGCCGACAGCUAUUUAUUCAGAAAUAAACACACCUGCUGACAGUUCACACACCUGGAUUCCAGGGAACAUUGGGUUAGAUGUGAUAAGUAGUUCAGAGGUUUUACCUUCAAAGGCAGACAUGCUGUAAAAGUGAAACUGCAUGUUAUCCUUCUACUUUGUCGUCUGCUUGCAGACAAGAUUAUGAAAGUAUUACACUGACAUUUUGUCAUCAUUGGGCUCUGCACUGUUAUGUCCACAUGGACUUUAGUUAAUGUUAGUUGUGUCAUGAUUAUCAACACUUGAUCCAGAAUCCAUGUGUCAUGUUGGUGUCCAUUUUGCAUGCUGUCUCAAACACUGGGUCCUCUGCACUGAGGUAGAUAAACUUAAGACUUGUCUUUCCCCUCUUCCUACUUGUUAUUUCUCCUAUUUUUUUUCCUUUUUGUUUUUUCAGGUCGUUGGCUGUGUACCCCAGAAAUGUUGCUGCUACUGUUAACAUGGGUAGAAGUUCAGCAGGCAGAGCGUAGCGG
Messenger RNA from Scomber scombrus (Atlantic mackerel), 3710 nucleotides. RefSeq names its product activin A receptor type 1Ba (gene acvr1ba). The record is from RefSeq and is a predicted model, not a curated record. Gene Ontology annotation, biological process: activin receptor signaling pathway; cellular response to growth factor stimulus; protein phosphorylation. Gene Ontology annotation, molecular function: activin binding; activin receptor activity, type I; ATP binding. Bases 86 to 1585 code for a protein of 499 amino acids. The transcript is spliced from 9 exons. NCBI's taxonomy places the organism in Eukaryota, Metazoa, Chordata, Actinopteri, Scombriformes, Scombridae. Gene Ontology annotation, cellular component: plasma membrane; activin receptor complex.